Aphanomyces astaci is the source of this 1455-nucleotide messenger RNA. RefSeq lists its product as hypothetical. Gene Ontology annotation, biological process: proteolysis. Bases 44 to 1417 code for a protein of 457 amino acids. The record is from RefSeq and is a predicted model, not a curated record. Gene Ontology annotation, molecular function: serine-type carboxypeptidase activity. The transcript has 7 exons. Lineage: Eukaryota; Oomycota; Saprolegniomycetes; Saprolegniales; Verrucalvaceae.
CGCUGACAGUGAGGAUACAAACCUUUGGGGAUCUUGGAAAGGCAUGUACACUGUAGCAUGGAGGCUCGUCGUCCUGUUCCUGCUUCUCGCUUGCAGACCAGUCAUGGCGUCCAUCUUCUUUAAGCAAGAUACUGUGGAAGACUCAAGCCUUUGCGGCGAGCCUGAGCCGAGACACACGGGGUUCCUCAAUGGUCUCUACUACAUAUUCUACGAGGCAAGGGUUCGCAGCGUGGUGGCCGAGUCUGUUCCGCUAGUGAUUUGGCUGUCUGGAGGACCUGGAUGCUCCAGCCUCGUGGGCAUGCUGUUUGAAAAUGGCCCAUGCAUCGUGGGCGAAGACUCCCCUACGACUAUUUCAUUGAAUGUGAAUUCGUGGACCCAAGCCGCCCACAUGGUGUACAUUGACCAGCCUCGCGGCACGGGCUUCAGUCCAGCCCGAGCGUCAUUGAGAUCGUGGUCAGAAGCCACGGCGGUGGACGACUUGGUCUCGUUUCUGGACGAGUUUUACACUGCGUUUCCAACGUUUGCGUCCAACGAGUUGUACAUUUUUGGCGAAAGCUAUGCCGGCCAUUACAUUCCAGACUUGGCCCACGAGCUCCUGCUUCGGAAUUCACGGGCGUUUCAGAAUCUCAAAGGCAUUGGCAUUGGAAAUGGCUUAACAUCGGUGGAAGCUCUAUUUGACACCCUUGGCCCGUUCGUCAAGUCCGUCAACAAUGACAUAUUGUUGACAGAGGCCAACGAUUACGUGGAAAGCUGUGAAGAGGCCAUACAAGCAUGUCAGGAUCCUGCCAUUGGUGGACAAGGUGAUUGCUCCAAGUUGCCCUUUGCAGGUGACAGUGUGCGAAGCCUUGUCAAGCAACGUCAUGGCCCAGGUUUAUCGACAAGGGCUCAACCACUACAACCUCGACCGCAAAUGCCAUUCCGACAUGUUUCGGCUAUGCUACCGUUUCCAGCCAUUGUACACAUUUGUGAACUCCCAAGCGACGAUGGCCAAGCUGGGGAUAUCUGGUCACUCGUGGGCCCCUUGCAACAGCGAUGUGUUUGCAGGUCAUUUGGACAAGGACUAUUUCGAAGAAAGCGAAGGCAAAGUGGCCACGUUGUUGGAUCAUGGCAUUCGAGUGCUCAUUUAUGCUGGCGACAAGGACCUUGUGUGCAAUUGGAUGGCCCAAGACAAGUGGACACGAGAGAUGACGUGGCACGGUCACGACGAAUUCAACGGAAAUGCCAUGUCCGCAUACGUUUUCAAGGGCGAAAAGCAUGGCCAAGUCCGAUCGGCGCAAGGGCUGACAUUUUUUCGAGUGUACAACGCUGGCCAUAUGGUGCCACUGGAUCAACCGGCGGUCGCGCUCGACGUCUUCCGAAAGUUCAUCACCAACCAUCCUCUUGUGUAGAGUCGCUACACUUUGUAUUGAUAUCGUAAUGACAGCAUUAAACCGAUCGAUACAUUAAGUAGGAUGG